GCUGUUGCUGGUGGUGUGCUGAUUGCUAGCUCUCUUUAAUUUACUUCAAUUUCUACAUUUACCCCUGUUUUCUUCCUCUUUCACCCUUCAUACUUACUAAUCCACCUUUAGCCUGCCUCCACUUUGCUCUACCCACCUAUUAAUCCACUCUUAGCUCACUUUUACAGACUUCUUCCACAGGUUUGCUGGAUUAGCUGUUUGCUGCUGCUGUUUGGUUUGUGUUAGUUUCUAAUUUCAACUGAAACAAGGCGAGUGCUUUUUUGUCAUGGCUACUGCUGGGUUUUUCUCUUGUUCAGAGUGUGGCAUGUUUAGUUUAGACCCCUUCUCCACCGAUAGUCAUAAUGAUAGUGGUGUUUGUUCAAAGUGCAAGCUAGUUAACUGCCUGGUAGAGAAGGUGGACAAGUUAGAGCUGCGUAUCCGGGGUUUAAUAAGGGAUAGACAGCAAGGGUCACUGUUAGCAGCCCCGGGUACACCAGGGAGAGCUAGUACCCCCUCGACUCCGGCCUUAGAGCCCCCACAGCAGGGCGAAUGGGUAACGUCUCGGCGGCAUAGUCGAAAGGCUAAGGCUAAUGCUACUGCAAAGGCCACAGCCAGCCCACCUGUACACCAUGCUCCCCCAGUUCACGUGUCAAACAGGUUUGCCCCGCUCAGUGAAGCACCCGCUGAGGAGCCUGUCAAAGGUACUCUGGUGAUAGGAGAUUCUAUCGUCCGGCACGUGAAAUUAGCUACUCCUUUAGGGGCACCAGCGGCUAGAGUUAUCUGCUUACCGGGAGCCAGAGCACCGGACAUUAGUGGCAACCUUAGGCUGUUAGCAAAUAGGAGAUAUUCGAGGGUAGUUAUUCAUGUAGGGGCCAAUGAUAUUCGUCUGCGGCAGUCUGAAGUAACUAAGGCUAAUAUUAAAGAGGUGGUUAAACAGGCCCAGACGCUGUCCGAAGAGGUAAUCUGUUCUGGCCCCAUCCCAAUGAGGCGUGGUGAUGAAGCUUACAGCAGGCUUUCUUCGCUGAACCGCUGGAUGUCCAAGUGGUGUACGGACAAUCAUGUGGGCUUUAUAGACAACUGGCUAAUGUUUGAGGGCAAGCCUGGUCUUUUAGGUAGGGAUGGUGUCCACCCCACGCGGGAUGGUGCUGCCUUACUUUCGUGCAGCAUACGCAGUGCCAUGUCGGCAACCCUCAGCAAGGGAGGCACAGGUGUAGUCUGGUCAGGCAGAGCAGGGGCUGAGAAGCUGCCGCACGUUCUAGGAGAACAUAAAGAGUUCUGCACACUGGCAGCGCAGUACACUCACACCUGCCACACUCUGAGGGACACACCAGCCUGUGGAUCAGAGCACCACCAGCAGGACUCACCUGUGUGGGAGCAGAUGGUGCGGGACAUGGAGAACCAGGCAGGGCCUCGUGCACCUGACGGCUCUUGA
Pygocentrus nattereri (red-bellied piranha) is the source of this 1411-nucleotide messenger RNA. RefSeq lists its product as uncharacterized. Lineage: Eukaryota; Metazoa; Chordata; Actinopteri; Characiformes; Serrasalmidae. The record is from RefSeq and is a predicted model, not a curated record. The transcript has 4 exons. Bases 266 to 1411 code for a protein of 381 amino acids.